GGUAAUGCUAUGUAUCUAGUUCAUAGUUAUGUUAAAAGUUAAGUUUUUUAAGUUUUAAAAAUGUAGCUUUAGAGUGUUCAAUAAACGUUUAUCUUGUUUGGCCCGUGAUCUAAGUUGUCUUUUGGAUUUUGGCCCCUUGUGCGAUUGAGGUUAACACCCCUGUUCUAGGACAUAGUUUCUGCAGAGCAGAAUUAGCUCAAUAGAAAUUUAUCUCUGAGUUCUGAUUGUUGGGGCAGAGCAACCCCGCCCCACUUCCCCUCCCCGUUGCUCAGAGCUCUCUGUUUAACCGGAGCCGAGAGCAUUUCAUUAUUUUUCAUUUGCUCCUGAUUCACAACAAUUUAAAUAAAUAUAUGUAAUUUUUCGCUUAAUUGUCUCCUUAAUUAGAAAAAGGCCACAGAAGGAAGUUAAGAACACCUUUAUUAUCGAAGUGGGUCUUUAAACUUUAAGGAUUGUCGCUUUGCAGUUUAUUCUUCUUUUUGUUUUGUUAAUUUCAUGAAAAGAAAACAACUAGAAAUAAGAAAAUAAUAGUUUCUUUUUCCAUUGUAAAAUUUUUACCUGAUUACAAUUGAAAACAGGAGCAUCAGGUGUGCUUUUUUUUUUUUUUUUUGGUUUUGUUUUUUUUAAUCAGAUCAGUCUUUUCAGGAAGCUACUGACAUGAAAAAUGUGUAACAUGAUUUUCUACUUUCGCUCUCUUUAAGGGUAUGGAUAAAUAUUUGAUUUCGGUUGAUCAAAUGCUGUUUUUCCUUCUAUUUUAUUUGAAUUUUAACCCACAAAGGUUUAAAUCAAUUUAUUGGAUGGGUAAUAAAAUAAAUACACAGAUUAGACCUCAUCUUGUCAUACAUUGUUUAAAGUAGCCAGCCGACAUGACGAUGUUGGUAACUAUUCUCUUUAACAGUGGUCUUCUUUUGUUGUUGUGUUUUACAGUUCUUUUUCCUGGCUCAGCCAGUCCUGUAUACCAGGCCCUGCUGAAAAUACCAUCCAUCAGUUUUGUGUCCUGCAGCAAUUUCUCUCUCCAGUGGGCUCUUGUUUUUAAGUGUUUUCCCUGUUGUGUCCCUUUUUUUUAUUUUUUUAUUUUUAGGUCGUUUUAUUUUGUGUAUAUGUUGCACUGGGUAUUGAUUGAGAGUGAGAUAAUAUUGAGGUGCCAUUUAAAAAAAAAUUAAAAAGAGGUAUUUGUGUUUUUUCACAGAUUUAUGUCAUAUUUUUAUGAAUUAUUUGAACUGUAAUUGCAAAAAUGAAAGACCGUUCUGUGUCCAGUCUUACUGGCGCAGUGUGAGGUAAGGAUGUAAAGAUGAUGAUUUGCAGCAGGCACACUUCCUACCCUGCAUUUUAUAUCGACUAUUUUCACACGAUCCACUUGAACCCUUUUGAAAUGUGUUUUUGGUAAGUAGACACUGAUAGCUUGUUUAGUUUUCCUGCCAAAUCCCUAAAAUUCUCUGUGUUGUUUGUAUCUCGAUUUUUCUCUGUGUGCUUUUAGUAGCGAAGCCGCCAGCGUGAGUCGCUUGUUUCAGUAAGCAUCUAAAUGAAAAUUGAGGGCUCACCCAACUGGAGAAGCAGCUGUGCUUGCUAACGUUUGGUUCAUGACUUUAAAAACACACUCAGGAUCAAUCCCCGAUGAGGCUAAAGCUUUGUCCUUGUUGGCUCCAGCAAAUGCUGUUGCAGGAAUUCUGCCAGGAGGUGGCCUCCUUCCAACGCCAAACCCCAUCACCAAUCCAGCUCUUGGGGCGAACCCCUUUGGUGGUCCAAACAUAGAUCCAAUGGCAGCUUUUGGAUUCCCAGGACCCAACAUGAAUCCUCAGGCUGCUGAUCAGCUGUUAAAGAUGAUGACCGAUCCAAAACUUAACCCCUUGGCUGCCGGUUUGAACCUGAGCGCCAGCCUGAAAGCCGACGCGUCCAACAAAGAGAUCGAGGAGGCCAUGAAGAGAGUCCGGGAGGCCCAGUCACUCAUUUCUGCUGCCAUCGAACCCGGCCACAAAGACGGCAAAAAGAAGCAUUCCCGCUCCAGGUCCAGGUCCAGACGAAGACGGUCGAGAUCACGUUCAAGACACAGUCGCAGGCGAACCAGGAGCCGGUCCAGACGCAGAUCCAACUCCAGAACCAGGAGGCGCUCCAAAAGCCCCCGCAAGAGGGGCACCCACUCCAGAGACAGAGGCCGCAGAUCUCGAAGCAGAACCAGCAGAGACAGGAAGAAAGAAGAUAUAGGAAGGAGAAGAUCCAAGACUCCACCAAAAAGCUACAGCACAGCGAGGAGGUCACGCAGUCCGAACCGGAGACACAGGAAGAGCCGCAGCGUCAGCCGAUCUCCUAAGAAAUCUCCCAAAAGGAGAGUUUCUCCGUCCCCAUCUCCUCGAAGACAUAAGAAGGAGAAGAAAAGGGAGAAAGAGAGAGACCGCAGGAGCGAUAAAGAGCGCGUCCGUGAAGAGCGGGAACGCUCCACCAGCAGGAAGAAGAAGAGCAAAGACAAAGAGCGCGAGCGUGAGAGGAAAUCAGACGGAGAGAAAGACGUCAAGAUCACCCGAGAUUAUGACGAGGAGGAACAAGGGUAUGACAGUGAGAAGGAGAGGCAGGACAGGAAAGGCUCAGAUGACUCUGGUUUGUCUCCUCAUUCAGAUGGUAACGGCACCGGGCGUCACGUGAAGCAGGCCAAAGUUAACGGUGCCGACGACCACCACGAAGAAGACAUGGAUGUCAGUGACUGACGUGCUGCAUCCCACACGCUCCCUCCAUUUUGACUGUACAUACGCUACAUUGUUUUUUUUUUGUUUGUUUUGUGGGGAUGAACCUAAAAUGUGAAGUGUUUCAAAAGUAUUGUGUAUCGUACAGAAGUUUGCAAACUUUUCGGUUAUAGAAUUUGGUCGUUCUGCCAACAGAUUAGCUGAGACUGGAAGUAGCGUCGCUUUCUUACAAUGAUCAGAUUUAGUCACUUCAUGUAUUGUAUCUUCAUUUUUGUUAAGUGCUGUGGUGUAACACUAAAGCCUUGUUCCCCUCCCUGAGGAACUGUUACAUCUUGCUGAUCUAGAAGUGUUUUAUCAUAAAUUUCUUUUAUAUAAUAAAGCCUGUUUGAAGAGGUA
This is a messenger RNA of Oryzias melastigma (Indian medaka), 3068 nucleotides long. Its product is annotated as serine/arginine-rich splicing factor 11. Gene Ontology annotation, molecular function: RNA binding. Lineage: Eukaryota; Metazoa; Chordata; Actinopteri; Beloniformes; Adrianichthyidae. The coding region runs from base 1578 to 2696 and encodes 372 amino acids. The record is from RefSeq and is a predicted model, not a curated record. The transcript has 11 exons. Gene Ontology annotation, cellular component: nucleoplasm.